ACAUAGGUGUGUGGUUUUAAUACAGUUUUUGUUCUUGGUUUGCUUAUUAGUCUCAUGGGUUUGGAAAACUUUUAAAAAGGUUGAUACAAGAAAUUUGGUUUCAAAACAAAGUUUUAGGGGUGUGUUUUAUAAACAAACUUUGGUUUGUUGUGUUUUUCUAUCACUCUUUAAUCUUGUGUUAUGUUUCUUGAACAAUUUCUAUUGGUAUAGAAAUGGUUGGAGUGAUGGAAAAAUAGUGACCCUUUUGCAUGUUGUUUUAGGAACCCUUGUUUGGUUAUGUGUUUCUGUUUAUUUGCAUACGCUUGUUUCGAAUUUGUCGACACAAUCUAGAAAAUACCCAUUAGUGUUAAGGGCUUGGUGGGUGUUUUUCUUUACAUUUUCGUGUUAUUCGCUUGCCAUAGACUAUGUUUACUAUAGAAGAACCCAUGAUUCGCCUUAUAUGUUGUUUGUUACCGAUUCUGUGUCUAGUUUGAUCGGUUUGUUUCUUUGUUUUGUGGGGUUUUCCCAUAAGACAGAGGAAGAAAUUCGAAAUCUUGAAGAACCCCUUUUGAAUUCUGGGGUUCCUAGAGUAGUUAAGAGUGAACUAGCAUCAACUUAUGAAAAUGCAAGUUUCUUUAGCUUGUUGACAUUUUCUUGGAUGAGUCCUAUUAUUGCAAAAGGCAAUAAGAAACCGUUAGACCUUGACGACGUCCCUCAACUCGCGAAUAUAGAUAGUGUGAGAGGAGUGUUUCCUGUUUUGUUAAAUAAAGUCGAGUCUUUUAACAAUGGGAAUAACCAAAUCACUACAUUUGGUCUCACGAAAGCGUUAUUCUACAUAGUGUGGAAAGAAGUAGUGAUCACAGGUUUUUUCGCGAUUGUAUCAACAUUGACUAGUUUUGUUGGUCCUUACCUCAUAGAAUCAUUUGUUCAAUACCUGAAUGGAACCCGAGAUUAUGAACAUCAAGGUGCCGUUUUGGUGGCUGCUUUUUUCAUAUCUAAGCUUAUCGGGUGUUUUGCACAACGCCAUUGGUAUUUCAAGCUUCAACAAACUGGCAUUAGAGCCAGAUCAGCUAUUGUUGCCAUGAUUUACCAAAAAGGUUUGACCAUUUCUGGCCAGUCAAAGCAGGGGAACUCAAGCGGUGAAAUCAUCAAUUUCAUGGCUGUCGAUGCAGAACGAAUCGGCGACUAUGCUUGGUAUAUGCACGAUUUUUGGCUAGUACUUCUGCAAGUAGGCAUUGCAUUAGCACUUUUAUAUAAAAAUUUAGGGAUAGCUGCAGUUGCUUCAUUGAUUGCUACGAUUGUGGUAUUGGUGGCGAAUUAUCCACUUGGGCAUAUACAAGAAAAGCUUCAAGAUGAGUUGAUGAAAUCUAAAGAUAAAAGGAUGAAAUCAACAUCCGAAAUCUUGAGAAACAUGAGGAUUCUUAAACUUCAAGGUUGGGAAAUGAAGUUUUUGUCGAAAAUCAUCAAACUUAGAGAUGAAGAAGAAAGUGCAUUGAAGAAAUAUAUGUAUACUUUGUCCAUGACUUCUUUUAUUUUCUGGGGUGCUCCAAUUAUCGUAGCUGUGGCCACUUUCGCUACGUGUUUGUUUGUUGGCACCCCUCUUGAAUCAGGAAAAGUACUCUCUGCACUUGCAACAUUUAAGAUACUUCAAGAGCCUAUUUACAAUCUUCCUGACUCGAUAUCUGUGUUUUUCCAAACUAAAGUCUCACUUGAUCGCAUUGCUACAUAUCUUCGGCUCAGUGACAUAGACUCCAGUGCUAUAGAUAAGGUUACACGAGGUAGUUCUGAUACUGCUAUUGAGAUCAUAAAUGGGAAUUUUGCAUGGGAUUUGAGUGCAUCUUCGAACCCAACGUUGAAAGAUAUAAACAUUAGGGUAAAUCAUGGGAUGCGGGUUGCUGUUUGUGGGACUGUUGGCUCGGGGAAGUCUAGUUUACUUUCUUGUAUCUUGGGUGAGGUAUCGAAGAUAUCAGGAAGUGUGAGAAUUGAGGGAUCAAAGGCAUAUGUAGCUCAAUCGCCAUGGAUACAGAGCGGAAAGAUUGAAGAUAAUAUCUUGUUUGGUAGGGAGAUGGAUAGAGAGAGGUAUGAGAAUGUUUUAGAAGCAUGUUCUUUGAAGAAAGAUCUUGAAAUUCUUUCAUUUGGUGAUCAAACUGUUAUUGGUGAGAGAGGGAUUAACUUGAGUGGUGGUCAGAAACAGAGGAUACAGAUUGCUCGGGCUCUCUAUCAAGAUGCGGAUAUUUAUCUUUUUGAUGACCCGUUCAGUGCUGUUGAUGCUCAUACAGGAAGUCAUCUAUUCAAAGAAUGCAUGUUACAAUUUCUGGACUCAAAAACAGUGAUUUACAUAACACAUCAAGUUGAGUUCUUACCUGCUGCAGAUCUUAUCCUGGUUUUGAGAGAUGGAAGGAUCACACAAGCCGGAAAGUACAAUGAUAUUCUCAAUUCAGGAAGUGACUUUAUGGAGCUUGUAGGUGCACACAAAGAAGCGUUAUCUGCCAUUGAUUCCAUGGGGACAAACAUGCAGGAACAAACAGAUAGUUCCAAAAAGAGCACAAAUGAUAGUCAAAAUGGUAAAACAGAUGACAUAUCAGGUACAAAAGCACAGCUUGUUCAAGAAGAAGAACGGGAGAAAGGCAAAGUAGGUUUCUCAGUCUACUGGAACUACAUAACAACGGCUUACGGCGGGGCUCUUGCACCAUUAAUAGUUUUGGCACAAGUAUUGUUCCAAGUACUUCAAAUUGGAAGUAAUUAUUGGAUGGCUUGGGCAUCUCCAGUGUCUGCAAGUGAUCCAGCCCCGGUUACAGGCUCAACCCUGAUCCUGGUUUAUGUAGUUUUAGCAGCUGGAUGUGCAUUGUGUAUACUCGCAAGAGGUCUGCUUCUUGCAACUGUUGCAUAUAAAGCAGCCACUAUUCUCUUCCACAAAAUGCACUUAUCCAUUUUCCGUUCGCCCAUGUCUUUCUUUGACUCUACUCCAAGUGGACGAAUACUAAAUAGAGCCUCUACAGACCAAAGUGCGGUGGACAUGCAAAUUCCAUACCAAGUUGGAUCAUUUGUAUUCGCUAUCAUUCAACUUCUUGGCAUCAUUGCAGUUAUGUCACAAUGUGCUUGGCAAGUGAUCAUAAUAUUUAUUCCUGUCGGUGGAAUGUGCAUCUGGUUGCAGCAAUAUUACCUGCCUUCAGCACGAGAAAUGGCACGGCUAGUUGGCGUUUGUAAAGGUCCAGUGAUACAGAAUUUUGCUGAAACAAUAUCAGGGUCAACAACCAUUAGAAGUUUUGAUCAACAAGGCAGAUUCCAGGACACAAACCUGAAAUUGAAUGAUGAUUUCGCAAGGCCAAAAUUUCAUGCUGCUGCGGCUAUGGAAUGGUUAGGCAUACGUUUGGAUAUGCUGUCUUCUUUUACCUUUGCUGCAUUUCUAAUUUUCUUAAUUUCUAUCCCAGAAGGAACUAUAGAUCCAAGUAUCGCGGGCUUGGCUGCUACUUACGGUCUUACUUUGAACAUGUUACAAGGAUGGGUAGUAUGGACUUUAACCAACCUUGAAAACAAAAUUAUUUCUGUUGAAAGGAUAUUUCAGUAUUCAUCUAUCCCCAGCGAACCUCCUCUAGUUAUAGAAUCUAAUAGGCCUGAUGAUCAGUGGCCGUCACAGGGAGAAGUUGAUAUCCGUAACCUGCAGGUUCGGUAUGCACCACAUAUGCCACUUGUGUUGCGAGGCCUUACGUGCAAUUUCAAAGGGGGAAAGAAAACUGGGAUUGUGGGAAGAACUGGUAGUGGGAAGUCGACUCUGAUACAAACACUCUUCCGCCUUGUUGAGCCAGCUUCUGGACAAAUUUCAAUAGAUGGAAUUAAUAUAUCCACAAUAGGACUUCAUGAUCUUCGUUCAAGAUUGAGUAUAAUUCCUCAAGAUCCAACCAUGUUUGAAGGAACUAUUCGAAGCAAUCUGGAUCCACUUGAAGAGUAUACAGAUGAUAAAAUUUGGGAGGCUCUCGAUAAGUGUCAACUUGGAGAUGAAGUAAGGAGCAAGAAAGGGAAGCUCGAUUCACCAGUUACCGAGAAUGGAGAAAACUGGAGCGUGGGUCAAAGGCAGCUGGUGUGUCUCGGGCGUGUACUACUCAAAAAAAGCAAAGUCCUGGUACUUGAUGAAGCCACUGCAUCAGUCGACACGGCAACUGAUGGAAUGAUUCAGCAAACGCUCACGAAACAUUUUACAGAUUCAACUGUGAUAAUGAUUGCGCAUCGUAUCACCUCUGUACUUGAUAGUGACAUGGUUUUAGUUCUAGAACAAGGUCUGAUUGAUGAAUAUGAUUCUCCAACAAAGUUGCUGGAAGACAAAUCAUCUUCAUUUGCUAAGCUUGUUGCCGAGUAUAGUAUGAGAUCGAGUUCCAGUUAUGAAAACUUAGCAACAGCUUAGUAUGUUGGUGUUAAGAUUGGUGCUUGAUGAUCUGAUCUUGAUUGCUCAAAUGAGAAUAUAGACAUAGAAAGGUAAGUUUGUUUUGAUUGUCGGCAGUUUGAGCUCUCAUGGACUGCAUCUAGCUUGUCGCAAGGAGCUUGGUGCCACAGGAUCGUACUCUAUGUACUACCAUAACCUUGGCAUAUCUCCACUGUUUUCUAAAUUUUUGAUGUGUGUAAGCAUAGCUAUUUUCCUCUUGUAAGUUGUCUAAAACUAUCUAAAACACUGCUUAAACUUAAAGAUCAUUUGUUGAUCAAGCUUCUAGUUAUUGAUUAUGUUGUAUUCCUCUUUGCGUAUCAUAUAUAUCAUGCGGUUUUAGGUGGAUUAUGAGAAAA
This is a messenger RNA of Erigeron canadensis, 4752 nucleotides long. Its product is annotated as ABC transporter C family member 3-like. Gene Ontology annotation, molecular function: ATP binding; ABC-type transporter activity; ATP hydrolysis activity. Gene Ontology annotation, biological process: transmembrane transport. Bases 440 to 4378 code for a protein of 1312 amino acids. The transcript has 9 exons. The record is from RefSeq and is a predicted model, not a curated record. Gene Ontology annotation, cellular component: vacuolar membrane; plant-type vacuole. Lineage: Eukaryota; Viridiplantae; Streptophyta; Magnoliopsida; Asterales; Asteraceae.